AAUUCAUUAAAGUAAAGUAAAGACAAAAAAAAAAGCUUCAUAUUUUUAUAUUGUUUUUGAAAUUCGUAUUUGAACUGAAUAACGCGUCACAACUUCCAUCCGGAUUGUAUAUUGCAUGCAAGUCUCUGGAAGUUGGAAAGUAAUUUGGAGAUUUGCUCGUGACUUUCGUACAUUGGCGUCUUUUUACAAAAUUCAAUUACCGCCUGUCGCUAAAAAUAGUAUUAAAAUGUCUAUGACAACAGUUUUGCCGAUAAUCAAGACUAACGGUUUAUUGCUGGAUGACCAUAUAAAAAAUUGCGUUUCGUAUGCGGAGGCAGGUGCAAUUGCAGACAAUUUUGGUUUACCACGUACUAUCAAUGAUGAACCUGAGGUAGCUAAUGUUUGCACAUCGAUAUUGCAAUCAUUUACAGUUACAUUGGAUGAGCCAUUGCAAUCUAAUGAACGAGUUGGCUUGACGGGUGAUAUAAAUGCUUUAGGCGAUUGGCAAUUAAGUAGUUGCGUCGCUUUAAAUGCAACAAACAAUAAUCUAGUGUGGACGGGGAACAUGAUGUUGGAAUCGUGUCGAAAUAUUUCUUAUCGUUAUCUUGUUUUUGCUGAAGAUAAUCGAGGAUAUAGACAAAUUCGACGUUGGGAAACUCACCUUAAGCCGCGCACUUUAAGUACCUGUAAAAUGAAUUGUCAUCAAGAAGAUCGUUUCGGUGUAAGUUCAAAUGGAGAGAUCAAAUUUCAUCGCGGUUGGAUCACGAACGAGUCUAUUGUUCAAUUCAAAUUUGAACGAGAGAAAAUGUUUCAAGUACACGACAUUGAAAAAUUUGAUCCAGAUAAUAUUUUGAUCAAGUUAAUACCAUUAGAGCAGGACUUACAGACACCAUUAGAUCCGCAUAAUUCCGCUAUCAAUGUCGAGGUCACCAAAAUGCAAUAUGGCGAAAGUCAACUGCAAGCUCAGCCGUCUCUAGGAAUUGCUUACAAGAGGCACGAGAUCAUUAUAUUUCAUGUCAUUGUACCCGAUCCUACGGCUAUUGCGUUCGCUUUAACAUUCCAUUCGCAAAGUAAAGAGCCUUUGGGUAGAGCGAUUAUUAGACCAUCAGUCUUGGUGGCCAGUAGUGGAGAUUUAGAGCUUAAUGUAACUCAACCGCCUGAGAAAAGCGAUACUGUGAUAGCUCGCCUGACGCUGCCCUAUUUGGUUGUGAAACCUUUCAGUGAUGUCGAUCGGUUAAAUUUUCGUACAACUUUUGCUUACUACUGGCCAAAAAGUUGGCCCAAUCUGGACGUAGGCCAUCGUGGCAAUGGCAAAAGCUAUAUAGCUGAUCCUCCAGCAGAGCCGGAGAAUACCGUUGCUUCGUUUUUGCGAGCUUACGAAUCGUUUGCUGAUAUGGUCGAACUAGAUAUUCAUCUAACGGCCGAUAACGUUCCGGUAGUAUAUCAUGAUUUUGGUGUGCGAACAGCACCCCAGGGUAAGAUAGUCAAGACGAUUGACCAAUUGGAAUACAUCCUAAUUAAGGACAUUACCUAUGAAAAAUUGAAAAACUUACGGAUAUUUGCGAUAAUUAACAACGAGAUAAAAGAGUAUCCUUCUCAUAAUUCCGAGCCGGUAAUCGAACAUCGCAUCUUUCCACGUUUGAAGGAUAUUUUAGAAGCUUUACCCAAGACAUUAGGUUUGGAUGUGGAAAUCAAAUGGCCGCAAACCCGAAAAUGCGGUAAUUUAGAGGCGGAGCAAACUAUUGAUAAGAAUUUUUUCGUGGAUAAAGUAUUAAAAACAAUCAUCGAUAAAGGUUGCGGGCGCCCCCUAAUAUUUUCAAGUUUCGAUCCCGACAUUUGCACCAUGUUCCGAUACAAACAAAACAUAUUCCCCGUAUUAUUUUUGUCGAUGGGCGAAACAAAGAAAUGGGAACCUCUGAUGAAUCUGAGGACCCGGACAUUCGAGCAAGCCAUUAAUAAUGCUCAAGCGUUCGAGUUGGCCGGUACAGCUCCGCACGCUGAAGAUUUUUUGGGUGCAAAUGGUGCUAACAUGAUUCAAAAGGCGCGCAACUUGGGCCAGGCCGCCCUUGUCUGGGGUGACGAUUGCAAUUCCAAAAAAGCCGUAAAGUAUUUUCAAGAUAUUGGUGCUACUGCGGUCUGCUAUGAUCGAACGGACCUAAACGUAGCUGAGAGUAAGGAGAGAGCUUUCUUCAAUUCAACCGACAUUAUAGAUCAGUUCGAAGAUCAAUGUCGGCCUUAGAUAUAUAUAUAUAUAUAUUUAAAUUUUGUAAUGUUUUUUUUUUCAAUUCUCUUAUCGAAUUUAAAUUCCCACAAGUAUUUCACUAAACUAAUUAACUGCAUAAUAAUUACAUAGACGCUCACGUGCGGUAGCCUUCAAGGGUAAAUGGUAUUUGUCUUAAAAGCUUAGAUAAUAAAAAAAAAAAAAAAUAACAUAAAGAAUAGCAUGCGCACAUGUUAUAAAUUGUUUUACCGUUAACGCGGCUGAAAAUUUUAAAGAAAUAUUUUAUUGUUAAUGUUAAAAAUCGCACUUUGUUACAAUACUGAAUAAAUAGAUUUUAUUUUCUCUUGAACUAAGAUUAUUUACACACAGUUAGUUUUAAAAAUGUUAUUAUAGUUAAAAAUUUGGAACAAGGCGUCCAUGAUCGCGCAAUUAAUUAAUUAAUAUUACGGUAAUAAUAAAACAGCUUCCAAUUAAAAGAUUAGGUAAAUAAGUGCUAAAAAGUAAUAAAGCGUUUUUUUGCUUUU
Molecule: messenger RNA, 2724 nt
Organism: Glossina fuscipes
Lineage: Eukaryota; Metazoa; Arthropoda; Insecta; Diptera; Glossinidae
Product: glycerophosphocholine phosphodiesterase GPCPD1-like
Exons: 2
Coding region: 116-2218 (700 amino acids)
Biological process (GO): glycerophospholipid catabolic process
Molecular function (GO): starch binding; glycerophosphocholine phosphodiesterase activity
Source: RefSeq, a predicted model, not a curated record